This is a messenger RNA of Rubroshorea leprosula, 1965 nucleotides long. NCBI's taxonomy places the organism in Eukaryota, Viridiplantae, Streptophyta, Magnoliopsida, Malvales, Dipterocarpaceae. The record is from the annotation of a GenBank genome assembly.
CACUGGCUCAUUCACGCAUUUCGUCGAACACUUCCAAAGUGAAAAAAAGCAGGAAUCCAAAACUGUCAUGGCAUUUCGUUUUCUACUUUCGCUUCUUUCUGUGGUCGUCCUAGCGGCUUCCACAGUCACUGCCAAUGCCGGUGGCGGCGGCAGCACCAUCACUGUACCUCUUUCUCCCUUCACCAACCACCUAUCUUCAGAUCCGUACAAAAUUCUCAACAAUUUAGCCACUGCUUCUAUCUCCAGGGCCCGUCACCUCAAGCGCCCAAAACAUGAAGCCAAUAAUACGUCAGAUGUCACCAAGGCCUCUCUGUACCCGCACAGCUAUGGCGGCUACAGUAUCUCCCUCGGCUUUGGUACUCCGCCGCAGACCCUGCCCUUCCUCAUGGACACCGGUAGCAGUCUCGUUUGGUUCCCCUGCACUUCUCGUUACGUCUGCAGCCAAUGUGACUUUCCCAACAAAAACCCAUCUCAAAUACACCCUUUCUUGCCCAAAUUAUCAUCUUCUAGCAAGGUUUUGGGCUGCAAAAAUCCCAAAUGCGCUUGGAUUUUUGGGUCUGAUGUUGGGUCCCGAUGCAAAGACUGUGAUCCGAGUGUCCGAAAUUGUACACAGGCUUGCCCUCCUUACAUCCUUCAGUACGGUUCGGGACUCACCGGUGGGGUUUUAAUGCUGGAAACACUGGAUUUUUCUCAAAAAACUGUCCCGAAUUUCCUCGUCGGCUGCUCUGUUUUCUCAAUGCGGCAACCUGCCGGAAUUGUCGGGUUCGGUAGGAGUCCUGAAUCUCUACCGUCCCAGAUGGGUCUCAAUAAAUUUUCUUACUGCCUGGUUUCUCGCCGAUUUGACGAUCAACCGGUCGGCAGCACCAUGGUGUUGGAAAGUGGGUCCAGUUCCGGUGAUACGAAGACCAAAGGCCUCAGUUACACGCCAUUUCAAGAUAACCCGGUUACCUCCAACUCUGCUUCUCAGGAUUAUUUCUAUGUCACUCUUCGGAAAAUCAUCGUCGGCGAUAAGCCCGUUAAAGUCCCGUACAGAUACUUGGUCCCAGGAUCGGACGGUAAUGGAGGUACAAUUGUGGACUCAGGAUCAACGUUCACUUUCAUGGAGAGGCCGGUUUUUGUGGCGGUGGCGCAAGAAUUUGUGAAACAGAUGGGGAAUUACAGCAGAGCAACCUCCGUCGAAUUCCGUUCGGGUUUAAGCCCGUGCUUCAACAUUUCCGGUAAGAAAUCUGGGGAACUACCAGAAUUGAUCUUCCACUUCAAAGGCGGCGCCAAAAUGGCAUUGCCAGUGGAGAAUUACUUUGCCUUCGUCGCUGAUAGUAGCGUGAUAUGUCUCACCGUCGUCACCGACAAUGCACUCAGUCCUGGAGUCUCCGGCGGGCCAGCAAUUAUCUUGGGGAGUUUUCAGCAGCAGAAUUAUUACGUAGAAUAUGAUUUGGAAAACAAGAGACUGGGAUUUGCGAAACAGAGUUGCGUGUGAUUCCAUUAUCACAAAAGCGCCACUCUAAUGACGGCGACCGGUGGUGCUGGUUGUUGUAAUGGUGACAAAAAAAGAAAUUAUUCUUUUGCUGCAAUAAUUCUAAGAAAAGUUUUAACGGAUAUAUAUAUUUAUAUAUAUAAAUAUUUGAAUUUGGGUUAAAUGAGUAGUAUGAUUUUGAAUCAUUAAUAUGUAAAAGUUUGAUUUUCUUAGAAAGUCAUAGUGGGAAAGGUGAAAAAGAGGAGACAGGGCAUCAGGUUGUGCUUAAAAGCAUACUCCCUUUUCCUGUUGAAAUUGCUGAUAAUUGCAUUCUGUAAAGUAGAAUUGUAGAAGAUGACAUUUUUUUUUUUGGGGUAACCAGAAGCAGCAAAUUGCAAGGAGUUGAACUUUCAGUUCUUUGCUAACUGCAAGCAUGUCCAGUAGUAGGUGAGACUUGAAUUCGUUGUCACUCAGUUUGGCCCAGUUGAUGAACUCAAAGUCGUCACGUCAAA